AUGGCCUCGGCCACACCCACCCUCAAGCUCAAGCUCUCCAUGCCCAAGCGACCGGCCUCUAGCCCUCCCUCGCAGGCCAAAAAGGCCAAGAAACAAGCUCAGCGCGAUUCUGCCCACACCACCAAAAGUCAUCAGUACCGUGAAAAGGGUAGCGAAGAGGAACUAGCUGAAGAUGAGCUCCUUGUGCGUUUGGACGAAGACAACGAACAAGUUGCACUCGCUCGCUCACGUAAGAAACACAGUCAUGGGCCUGACAACGACGAGGACUAUUCUGAAGUUGACGACGACGAUGACGAGGACGUUGACGAGAAUGACGAUGAGGACGACGACGACGACGACGACGACGACGACGACGACGACGAUGAUGAUGAUGAUGACGAUGCCGAUGAAGACGACGACGAGGUCGAAGAAGAGUUUGCCAGACAACGCAAUAAAAGCAAACAAAAGGGUCGUGCCAAGAAAACACGAGCAGCCCCUGUCAAGCAGGAAGAGCUGCCUGCCAGCAGCCUCGAAGACUUGUUGGGAGAUAACAUGGACCAGGCGCUGGCCCAGCUCGAAGCGAACAACGAGCGCUCGCGUCAACACCGUAACCCUCUGGCCAGCAAACAAAGACGCCGCAAGUCCAUCAAGGCUAUCAAAGGGUUUUCUUCAGAAAUGAAGGCUGCUCAACGGCGGGAGCGCCGUCGACAAGUUGACCUUGGGGAUAUUGAUAACCAACCAAGCAGUGAGUCAAACUCGAGUGAGGAUGAAGAUUCGACGGAACCCAACGCAGACAAACGCAUCAGUGUCAAGCUCAAAACCAAGACAGAACCGAGUGACGUGGAUCCCGGUGCUACUCCCAAGGCGCCGACCCUUAAAAUUCGCAUGGGCGAUGCCAAAGGUGCCAAUAAUAGUGCCGACCAUCUCUUGGAUGAGCUCUUCAAGGAUCUUGAUUCAGAUCUUGGGGUGGAGGACGGCGCCGCGUCCUUGCUGGAAGAUGCCUACACCCUUCCCGAGGUUGUUGAGGACGACGAGGACGAGGAUGUGAUCAUCACCAAAGAGCCAGCUAUCCUUAUCGAAUCAGAUGAGGACGAGGACGUGAACACCACCUAUCGCCAGCUUCGCGUCAACAAGAAACGAUUGCAUCUUGAUGACCGCUAUAAUCGAGGUGAUUUGCAGGGUGUCCAGGUUAACAUCAACAAGCCUGAGCACGAGGAAGUCGUGCGCCUAGCCCCAGAAAUUGCAGCCUUGCUCAAGCCCCACCAGAUUGGCGGUGUGCGGUUCAUGUGGGAAAACAUUGUGGGGCGCCUUGAAUAUCAAGGCGACGACAAAGCCUUUGGAUGCAUCCUGGCCCAUGCCAUGGGUUUGGGAAAGACACUUCAGGUCGUGACGUUUACCGAAGUAUUCCUGCGAGCUACGCCGGGCAAGUACGCCAUUAUCAUCACACCUGUCAACACGCUUGGCAAUUGGGAAAACGAAUUUCACAAAUGGUUAACGCGAAGCUCCAUGCCUAAUAUCUUUCCCGUCAAUGCGCGCAAGAUGGCUGAGCGUCGCAAAAUUGUCAUGGAUUGGCGCAAAGCCGGCGGCGUUCUGCUCGUGGGCUACGAGAUGAUGCGCAAGUUUUUUGUUGGCGACGAGUUCAAGGUCAAAAAGCGACGCAGCGACUUUCGCGCGCCUGCCGCCCCCACUGUGGACGAGGACAAAGAAAUGAUUCAUGCUUUGCUCGACCCGGGGCCCGAUUUGGUCAUUUGUGAUGAAGGCCAUCGCAUCAAGAAUGAUAAGACGGCCAUCAAUCAACUGCUCAAGCGUUUCAAGACCCCACGCCGCGUUGUUCUCACCGGUUCGCCGCUGCAGAACAAUCUUGAAGAGUAUUGGUGCAUGGUCGAUUUUGUUCGCCCCGAUCACCUUGGCUCGAUAGAUGACUUUCGCAACAUGUUUGUCAACCCCAUCAACAACGGUCAAUGUAUCGAUAGUACAGACAAAGAUAUCAAGCUCAUGAAAUACCGCAGUUAUGUUCUACAGCAACUGCUAGCACCCUUUGUACAGCGUCGCGAUGACGCCGUUUUGCGCGCAAGCCUGCCACAGAAGAACGAGUACACCAUCAGCGUGCGAUUGAGCAAGUGGCAGGCCUUUUUGUACUUUACGUUGAUGCAAUACGUCCGGCAAGCGCAGUCCUUGCGACUCUUUCACAUGUACACCACGGCUGCGCUCAUCUGGAACAACCCAGAUGCCCUUUUCUUGACCAUGCUCAAAGCACGCGAGUCUGCGCACAUGAAGAGAUCUGACGACAUGCAGCGCCAGCGCGAGCAGAACGAGGAGCAUCUGAUGAAGAGCUUGACACCCGAGGAUCGUAACCUUCUCGAGGCCCUGCUUCAGGCCUGGCCGAUCAAAAGCCGCGACUUGGAGGAAAUGGGCUGGGCUGAACGACUGUUUAUGCAAUACAAGUAUUUACCCUUUAUCACGGAGAACGCAUUCAAGUUCAAACUCUUGAUGGAGUGCAUUGUUCCCAAGGCUGUGGAAUUACAGGAGAAGGUGCUUAUUUUCUCGCAGUCCAUCCCAGCACUGGACCUUCUAGAGCAGUAUCUGGCCCGCGUGAACGUGCCCAACAGUAACGAGAGGUGGGAAAAGGACAAGCAUUAUUUUCGCCUCGAUGGCAGCACGCACGCCACCAGUCGAACCAAGCUCAUCGAGGACUUUAACGACACGGACGUCAACGACAACUGUCACCUCUUCCUGUUGUCUACCCGGGCCGGUUCGCUGGGCAUCAACCUGACAGCCGCCAACCGCGUUGUCAUCCUGGAUGCAAGCUGGAAUCCCACGCAUGACUCGCAAGCUGUUUGUCGAGUUUAUCGCUAUGGGCAAAGCCGCAACUGCCAUAUCUAUCGUCUCAUUGCCUCGGGCACCAUGGAAGAGACCAUUUACAAUCGCCAAAUUCACAAGCUCGGGCUGUCACAGCGAGUCGUUGAUACUGAGAAUCCGGAACGACUGUUUACCACAGAGCAGCUGGAUGAAUUUUACACCUAUCGCGCUCCCCCGGCAGUGGAGGAGAUCGAUGCCACAGACCCUACCGGUGGUGCAGACCCCAUUAUGGCUGCCAUUUGCAGCAAUUUCAAGGAAUGUCUGGCCAAAGCUCCUUUUUCGCACCAGGAUCUGCUCAAGGAUCAAAACGACGAGCAACUUACGCGCGAACAAAUGGAAGACGCCAAGAAAAGCUUUUCUCGAGAGCGCGCAACUCAAAAGCAACAGGCCCGUCAGCAGGCAGAAGCUAAGCGCAUCGUUGCACAAGGAGGUGCUGCACCUCAGCUCGGUCGUGAUGCCGGGACAUAUGCGUAUGGCGUGACCGGUGGCUACAUGAUGGGAUCCAAUUUUGUACCACGGCAACCUGGGCAUCCUUAUCAAGCCCCAGUCGGUGGGCUAGUGCCUCAAGCGCAUACAUCACCUGCAUACCAUGGUAGCGCACACGCCAUGCAUGCCCGCUACCCCUUUGUUUCCCAGUAUCAACAGCCACAAGCCUACCGCACGCCUAAUGGCCAGCUGGUUUAUGCCCGCCCCGCUCAAAUGGCACGACAACCCAUGAGCGCACCGCAUACGCACCCAUCCUUCCGAGGUGCUACGCCGAGCAUGAGUCGUGCCAGCGGCGCACCUCCUAUGCCCACCCCCUUGACGGGCGUGCCCACUUCCACCACUGGCACCCAUGGCGUGCCACCAACUGCCACCACCCACCCAACGUCGACGUCCAUAUCUGCACCACCUGCGGCUGCACCCGGCACCUCACUACCACAAACUGUGUCGUCUUCCAUCAACGAUAACACGGCUUCUGAAUCGGCGUUGCAACAGCCCGCCUCUGACAGUACUCCGGCCGAGCCGGAACAUGACUUUGAUCGAUUGAUGCAAAUGGAGCUGAACGAUGAUGAUGAUGAAGAAGAUGCUUCCGACACCGCAUUUCCCUCUCUCGCAACCGCCGACUUUGACGAUGAUGAGGACCUAGCACUAGACUUUUAA
Molecule: messenger RNA, 3981 nt
Organism: Monosiga brevicollis MX1
Lineage: Eukaryota; Choanoflagellata; Craspedida; Salpingoecidae
Exons: 14
Coding region: 1-3981 (1326 amino acids)
Cellular component (GO): nucleus
Molecular function (GO): ATP-dependent chromatin remodeler activity; ATP hydrolysis activity; ATP binding
Source: RefSeq, a predicted model, not a curated record